Messenger RNA from Cutaneotrichosporon cavernicola, 1155 nucleotides. RefSeq lists its product as uncharacterized. The transcript has 15 exons. The record is from RefSeq and is a predicted model, not a curated record. Gene Ontology annotation, molecular function: calmodulin binding; calcium/calmodulin-dependent protein kinase activity; ATP binding. Gene Ontology annotation, biological process: cellular response to oxidative stress; protein phosphorylation. The coding region runs from base 1 to 1155 and encodes 384 amino acids. NCBI's taxonomy places the organism in Eukaryota, Fungi, Basidiomycota, Tremellomycetes, Trichosporonales, Trichosporonaceae.
AUGUCCAAGCCCGUCACCGUCCCGUGCCAGUACAAGACUGGCAAGACCUUGGGCAGUGGAACUUACGCUGUCGUCAAGGAGUGUGUCCACAUCAAGACCGGCAAGUACUAUGCGUGCAAGGUCCUGAACAAGAAGUUCCUCACUGGACGGGAGCACAUGGUCCGUAACGAGAUCAAGAUCCUCAAGAAGGUCUCGGAAGGCCACCCCAACAUUGUCCAGCUGCACGACUUCUUCGAGACGACGCACAACCUCUACCUCGUCUUCGACCUGUGCACCGGUGGCGAGCUCUUUGACCGCAUUUGUGCGCGUGGAAGCUACUACGAGAAGGACGCUGCCCACCUCGUCACCACCAUCGUGUCCGCCGUCAAGUACCUCCACGACCAGGGGAUCGUGCAUCGCGACUUGAAACCUGAGAACAUUCUCUUCAAGUCUAAGGCCGAGGAUGCCGACCUCAUGCUUGCUGACUUUGGUCUGUCCAAGGUCUUGGACGAGGAGAACUUCUCGAUCCUGACGACCACAUGCGGAACCCCGGGGUACAUGGCGCCCGAGAUCUUCAAGAAGGCCGGCCACGGCAAGCCAGUCGACAUCUGGGCAAUCGGCGUCAUCACCUACUUCCUCCUCUGCGGCUACACGCCCUUCGACCGUGAAUCGCAGUACCAGGAGAUGCAGGCCAUCUGCAACGGCGACUACAAGUUCGCUCCGGACGAGUACUGGGCUGGCGUAUCCGAGACAGCCAAGGCCUUCGUUCGUGCCUGCCUCACUGUCGACCCCGUCAACCGUCCAGCGGCUGCAGACCUGCUCCAGCACCCAUGGCUCAGGUCGGAACAGGCACCCUUUGUCCAGGACCCCGAGAAGCCCUCGGGCGAGAGCGUCAACCUGCUGCCGAACGUCAAGAAGGCCUUUGACGCCAGGAAGACUCUCCGUCGCGCUGUCCUAAGUAUGAUGAUGGUCAACCGGCUACAGACCCAGACGGAACGGCAUCAGAGCAUGGGCGGCAUGCCAGAGGAAGCGCGCGAGCGACUGCGCAAGGAGGUCGCCGCGUUCAAGGAGGAGGCCGAGAAGGAGGACGCGUCGCAGGUUCUAACUGCUGGCGAGAUCGCUCCUGCUGGCACGCCGGUGCCUUCUUCCACGCCGACGCCCGCUCCCGCUGCCUAG